Fomitiporia mediterranea MF3/22 is the source of this 1166-nucleotide messenger RNA. RefSeq lists its product as uncharacterized. The transcript is spliced from 5 exons. The record is from RefSeq and is a predicted model, not a curated record. The coding region runs from base 25 to 774 and encodes 249 amino acids. NCBI's taxonomy places the organism in Eukaryota, Fungi, Basidiomycota, Agaricomycetes, Hymenochaetales, Hymenochaetaceae.
CCCUCCGACACCAACCUUGCAGCAAUGGCCUCACAACAACUCCUUGGUGUCCCUCUUCUCCCUACGUCGACGGGCUCAUCAAGUACUUCCGCCGUAUAUGGCGCCUCGGGCUACACACCCAAAGUUUCCUUUGACACCUUCGAGAAUCCCGCUGCUCCGAUGUUUAGCUUCACGCUACCGGUCAAAUCAGACGGAUACAAGCGGAACCGAAGUACACGCGUGUUUCUUGUCGCUGCAAGUCCAGAUGAGAGUGGCACUGAAGCUUUGGAUUGGGUGAUGGAGAGUUUGGUUCAAGAUGGGGACGAGCUCAUUGUAUUUAGAGGAUUUGAUACAGAGGAGCUCGACAGGGAUCAUGAAGUCGUUCGAGAAGAAGCCCGUGAACUUCUGCGACAAGUGCAACGGUUGAACACGGAAUAUGAUCCCGACCGAAAGAUUUCUAUAAUCGUUGAAUUUAUUGCUGGAAAAGUCACAGAAACGAUUGAACGGCUCAUCGCUCUGUACAGGCCAGACUCACUCGUCGUUGGAACCCGUGGUCUACGAGGUGUCAAAGUCUUUGGUGCCGCCUUUGGUGGGAUGGGCAGCGUAUCAAAAUACUGUCUUUCGCACUCUCCUGUACCAGUCAUCGUCGUCCGUCCAGAGCGGAAGGUUCGCAAAACGAUGAUGAAGCGGCGUCUUAACCCGAAGCGCGGAACGCAUUUUGAAGAUAAGACAUUCUUGUCCGAGACCAACUCGGUACAAAGUCCAGCCGUCACUCCGUUGCCAACUCGUCAAUAAUAUGUAGCAGGGCCAAGAGCAAAGUUGCACCACCGCUGAGGGAAUUACGUUCGCAGUGUUUUCCUUCUUGCGUUUGCCAAGCCAUCGGGAGUUACAAUGCGAGUGUAUACGGAUGUUAGAAGUUCUGGUUAAUUUGCUACGACAGUUGCUCGUUGCAUUGAUAUCCCCUUUACCCUACAUGGACUCCUUAUUUGUGUUAAUCAAGAAAAUUAUAAAGCCAGCCUUGAUGGCGGUGUAUAGUAGAUUUCUGAUGUCCCUUUGUAUUUAAUCUUGAUAGAUAAAUCUAACGUAAACCAGUACUUGGCGUUUCCAUUGGCAGAUAGCACUUAUCGGACUUUUGUCUUCUGUUUAAGUAAACAUGGAAGUAGCGAUUCUAACAUUCUCUCAUAAAC